CAAUCUCCCUCUUUUUUUUUUCCUAAAAUGAAUUCGGUGACCUACCAAUGAGUGAAGCUUGCUAGAUGCCAUGAUUGUUGGAUAAUUCUUAUAUUUAUCUGCCUCUAUCGGUGAAAACAACGGUUUCAAGGCCAAUCGUUCAGCAAAUUUUAGUCUCUGGGGCUCUCAGGAGCCGCAACCUCAGGGCCGUCCCCAGGAAAUGUCCACAGACUCAUGGAAUCCACCUUCCGUCAUUAGUUCAUCCAGCUCCUCGCGCCCUACAACGCCUGGAUCCAGUACAUCUGGCAGCUUUGGCGUGUCAAGACCGAAUGACCGACCAAAUUCUUUAUCAAGCGUCUCACCUGCAGAGGCUGCGGGCCUCAUUGCUAUGUUAAAAGAUAAGAGUGUUGAUGAGCUGAGAAAGCUUCUAUCAGACAAGGAUGCGUAUCAGAAUCUGUUGCAUUCGCUGGAACCUGUCAAAACACAAAAUAGGGUCAGAGAUGAACUCAGGAAUGAAACACUGCAGCUAGCAAGAGAGAAUCUGGAAAAGGAACCACGUAUAAUGGAGCUAAGGAAUCAGUGCAGAAUAAUCCGAACUACAGAACUGGCUGCUGCUCAAGAAAAAUUUCAUGAACUUGAAAGAAAAAAGGAUGAAAAUCUCAAGUACUAUUCUCCCUCAUCACUCAUCCAUCGGCUCCAAGAUGCGAUGAGUAAGACAGAAGAGGAGUCCGAGGCCAUGCACCAGCAGCUCCUUAAUAGAGAAAUCGAUCUUUCAUCCUUCGUACAGAAAUACAAGAAAAUGCGGCAUACUCAUCAUAAACGCGCUCUUACCCACCUCGCCACCAAGACUUGUGCAACCGGCUGAGCAAACGCUGUCGUUUAGGAAGCUGUGUACAAUUGUUCUAUUAUUGUAGUAAUACAAUUGCUGUUUUCCAUAUGAAUUUCAAAUGGUGCAAACAGACUUGUCAAUAGUUGAAAGAAUUUGGAAUUUGAUCAA
This is a messenger RNA of Salvia splendens (bonfire salvia), 976 nucleotides long. Its product is annotated as vacuolar protein-sorting-associated protein 37 homolog 1. Gene Ontology annotation, biological process: protein targeting to vacuole; protein targeting to membrane; ubiquitin-dependent protein catabolic process via the multivesicular body sorting pathway. The record is from RefSeq and is a predicted model, not a curated record. Gene Ontology annotation, cellular component: ESCRT I complex. NCBI's taxonomy places the organism in Eukaryota, Viridiplantae, Streptophyta, Magnoliopsida, Lamiales, Lamiaceae. The transcript is spliced from 7 exons. Bases 200 to 844 code for a protein of 214 amino acids.